Neltuma alba is the source of this 688-nucleotide messenger RNA. RefSeq lists its product as uncharacterized. The record is from RefSeq and is a predicted model, not a curated record. The transcript is spliced from 3 exons. NCBI's taxonomy places the organism in Eukaryota, Viridiplantae, Streptophyta, Magnoliopsida, Fabales, Fabaceae. The coding region runs from base 1 to 474 and encodes 157 amino acids.
AUGGAGGAGGAUUUUGAUGCCAAUAUGGAGGAGGAUUAUGACAUCGAUGAUGUCAAUCAGCAGGAAGGAAGGAAGGUUAGAGGUAGUACAAGGCUACCAAAGUUAGCAGUACGUCAUGGUCGUAUUCAGAAGAAGCAUGUGGAUUUUGAUGCCAAUAUGAAUCCAAUUGGUGAAGAGAAGGACAGAUUCAUUAGCUAUAUAGGCUCCGUUGCCCGAAGCAAAGUUAAUAUUCUAUGGCCUAAUUGGAAGUCAAUUUCUAAGGAGACGAAGGAUAGGAUUUGGGAAUAUAUUUUGCAAACGUAUGACAUCCCUCGUACUGAGCAAAUGAAAAAGCAUUUGUUGCAGCAAGUUCGUCAGCGCUGGAAAGAUUUUAAGCACACACUCACGAGCCAGUAUGUGCGAGGGCCUAAGAAAGAUGAUGAUCCGUGCGAAAAAUACUCCUUCCUUGAUCCAGAUGAUUGGAGGAGGAAUUAAGUGCGAUGAAUAAAGAAAGGCAAGCUAAAAAUUUAUAUCCGCACUAUUUAUCCCGUGGAGGUUACAAGAUGCUUGAGGAGAGGAUCAUGCAGAAUGACUUUAAGGCGAUGCAGGAAGCUGCAAAAUCUGAUCCUAGUAUCGUUGUUCAGACCCCACCUCCUCCUCCACGUCAUAGAAAAUGGAAGGAAGCAAGGAUGAAGAAGGGUCAAUAUAU